Molecule: messenger RNA, 3043 nt
Organism: Cyclopterus lumpus (lumpfish)
Lineage: Eukaryota; Metazoa; Chordata; Actinopteri; Perciformes; Cyclopteridae
Gene: tomm70
Product: translocase of outer mitochondrial membrane 70 homolog A (S. cerevisiae)
Exons: 12
Coding region: 83-1807 (574 amino acids)
Molecular function (GO): protein binding
Source: RefSeq, a predicted model, not a curated record
CCUCAGAAACACAGGAAGAAGAAGAAGCGGCGCGCGCUCACGCUGUCCUCCUGCUGGCUAACGACCGCUCGCUUGUGGAUCAAUGGCUGCGUCUAAGCCAGUCGAGCCGCAGUCCGGGACCGGGCUCCCCCGCUGGCAGCUGGCCCUGUUGGUCGGGACCCCCAUAGUCUUAGGGGUCGGGGCGCUGUACCUGUGGAACCGCAGCCGGACGAACAAGGACGGCAAGCGGACCGGGGAGCGGAAGACGCCGGAAGGCAGCGCGAGCCCGGUGCAGGGCCAAGACGCAGCGGCCGCGGUGAGCAUGAGCCCGUUGGAUCGAGCCCAAGCAGCCAAGAACAAGGGCAACAAGUACUUCAAGGCCGGCAAGUACGAGAACGCCAUCCAGUGCUACACGGAGGCCAUCGCGCUCUGCCCCGCGGAGCAGAAGACCGACCUGUCCACGUUCUACCAGAACAGAGCGGCAGCCUUCGAGCAGCUGAUGAAAUGGACCGAAGUGGUUCAGGACUGCUGCGAGGCCGUGACCAUGAACCCGCGCUACGUGAAGGCCCUGUUCAGAAGAGCCAAAGCGUUGGAAAAACUAGACAACAAGAAGGAGUGUCUAGAAGACGUCACGGCGGUCUGCAUCCUCGAGGCCUUCCAGAACCAACAGAGCAUGUUGCUGGCAGACAAGGUGCUGAAACAUCUGGGAAAAGAGAAGGCCAAAGACAAAUACAAGAGCCGCGAGCCGAUGAUGCCUUCUCCUCAGUUCAUCAAAUCCUACUUCAGCUCGUUCACCGAUGACAUCAUCUCACAGGCGCUGCAGAAAGGGGAGAAGAAGGACGAGGACAAGGACAAGGAGGGCGAGGCGGCCGAGGUCACCGAGAGCUCCGCCUACCUGAAGGCCAAGCAGUACAUGGAGGAGGAGAACUACGACAAAAUCAUCAGUGAAUGCACCAAGGAGGUCGAUUCAGGGGGCCGGUACACCGCCGAGGCGCUGCUGCUGAGAGCCACGUUCUACCUGCUGAUCGGAAACGCCACUUCUGCUCAACCCGACCUAGACCGCGUGAUCAACAUGCAGGACGCCAAUGUGAAGCUCCGAGCCAACGCUCUGAUCAAGCGAGGCAGCAUGUACAUGCAGCAGCAGCAGCCCAUGCUCUCCACGCAAGACUUCGACCUGGCCGCCGAGAUUGACACUCGGAACCCCGAUGUCUAUCACCACAGAGGUCAGCUGAAAAUCCUGCUGGACCAGGUGGACGAGGCGGUGGGCGACUUUGACGAGUGCAUCCUGCUGAGGCCCGACUCGGCGCUCGCUCAGGCUCAGAAGUGCUUCGCUCUCUACAGACAAGCGUACACGGGAAACAACCCGUCUCAGGUGCAGACGGCCAUGGACGGCUUCGAGGACGUCAUCCGAAGGUUCCCCAAGUGCGCAGAGGGCUACGCACUUUACGCUCAGGCGUUGACCGAUCAGCAGCAGUUUGGGAAAGCAGACGAGAUGUACGACAAGUGCAUUGAGCUGGAACCAGACAACGCUACCACCUAUGUCCACAAGGGUUUGUUACAGCUCCAGUGGAAACAGGACCUGGACUUGGGCCUGGAGCUCAUCGGCAAGGCCAUUGAAAUCGACAACAAAUGUGACUUUGCCUACGAAACUAUGGGAACCAUCGAGGUUCAAAGGGGGAACCUGGACCGGGCGAUAGACAUGUUCCACAAGGCGAUCAACCUGGCCAAGUCCGAGAUGGAGAUGGCCCACUUGUACUCGCUAUGCGACGCCGCGUACGCCCAGACUGAAGUGGCGAGGAAGUACGGCCUGAAGCCUCCGACGCUGUGAACGUCCAAACGCCAAACUCCACCGCCAACGCUGAUUCUCACUACGUUAAAACGCAACUUAGCUUUUGAUUUAAAAACAAACAAACAAAAACAAGAAUGAGUACUGGAUGAUGGAAGAAAUAACCCUGAUAUAAUAUAUAUAAAUGAAUCAUUGCAUCACAUUAAAGGGGUUGUUAUCAUGGAGAAGUUUCUGUGAUCCAGACCUCCGGUUUGUCUGCAACCCUUUUUUAUUAUAAGAAUAAAGAGUCGCCACGGCCGUGCAUCCCGUCUAAAUGAAUAGUAACUAUGUGAAACGUAUGUUUGUUGAACCAAUUACUGACUUUAAAAGGCUUUUGUGACACUUUUCAUCCAUAGAGAAAUACUGUGAGAACUUUACUUGGUUCCAAUGGACUGUUCACUUAUUAAUUUAUGCUGAUCUUUCCAAGCUCCUGUCAUGUGUAACACACACUUAUCAGUUCUGAAUGCAAGAUUAAAAGUAUAGUCCAAUGUGUACCGUCUGUGUUUGUAAUGCUGGAGUCGAUCCCAUGGACUCGGAGGUUAGUUUAGCUUUUUUUAAUUCUGGGAUUGACAGUUUUCUUUUUCUUUUUUUUAAUAUAUAUAUAUAUACACACUUUGUGCAGCAUGUUCACUUUAUGAAUAAAUGUAAAUGCUCAUGCUGUCUUGGAACUCUAGAAAACCCCAAUGAUGAGAAAAGAAAAAACACUUGAUUAGGUAUUAAAACACGUUAAUGUCUUUAGUUUUUUUUUAAUGUUAUUUUUGAAUUGCCCAACAUGUCAGAAGAUAAAUGUGACACGGGUUUGGAUAUUCAGUGAGUUUUUGUUUUUUCUAGCUCACACUAACUCAUAGACAUGAUUUGUUUUCUAUUUUGUUGUAAAAUGUUUAUUUUUCAUGCUACAUUACAUCAUUUGACAGAGUAAGAGGCUGGUUUUAUUGUUUCUGUCCUUUUCCAGAUGUGUAUUCUCGUAUAACACAAGCCUUAUUGUUUCUGACCCUCGGCCAGCUUCUGGGGAGGAAGAGUACGAACUGGUUCUCGCGUAGCGUCCUUACUUUGUUUACAAUAACUACAGUUAGCUGCUGAAUGUAUAAAACUUUAACUCUUCCAGAAACUAAUCUGUGAGGAGAUCGUCUACAAACAUCCACUAAACAUGGGCCAUAGAAUGACACCUCUUCGUCUACGGUAUUUAUGGUGACCAAAGUGAACGAGAAUCCCCAAUAAAGAUAUAAUUCCUGGAAUGAA